AUGACAACGACUCCAACCCUUGUUAUGGAAAGGAUGCUCUCUAUGCCUCCUUUGUACAUACAUCUAGAGGUGCAAGCUAAAGCUUCUCUCAUCAGAUUGCUGGCAACCAGCAAUAUUAGGGUAAGGAAUUUGGAUAAUGUCCUAAUCAAUGAGAUUAACAGCAAUCCAAUCCUUUCAAUGGUGUCAGACAAGAUGACACCAUCCUAUAGAAUUGACAAACCAUUCAAUGUUCUUAAUGCAGAAGAUGGGUCAAAAAUGGAUGACUUGUCGGGUGCAGGCGUGUUUGGACUCCGGCCUAAAUUCAAGCUGCACAUACCAAUGGAUAAAUAUGCCACAGAAUUUCAAGCUGAAAUAACAGCUAUCUGGGCAUGUAUACUGGAAAAUUUACGGAGACAAUAUCAGGGUCAACGUAUCUAUAUUUUAUCAGACAGUCAAGCCUCAUUGUUAGCUCUAAAGUCUGAUAAAAUAACAUCAAAACUCGUCUUGGGCUGCUUGGAGUCUCUCAUGACUUUGGGCUCUAGCAAUAGAAUCACACUUGUGUGGGUACCGGGGCACAUGGGGAUUCCUGGUAAUGAAGCCGCUGACGAGCUUGCAAGGAAAGGGUCAAACUCUCCUUUUAUUGGACCAGAACCUUUCUGUGGCAUCUCAGACGCCACAAUCAAGAAAGAAAUCCAUACAUGGACUCUGGCCAGGGAAGCCGAACACUGGAAUAACAGUACAGGGCUCAGACAGGCCAAGUUGUUCCUAAUAGAAUGCUCCGAGUCACAAACUCGGGAGGUCUAUAAGCUGAGUAGGAAAAAACUCAGAGAAUAUACAGGGCUAAUGACAGGGCACUGCCAUCUACGAAAGCAUCUGUACAAUAUCAAAGUUUCACAGGAAUACCUCUGUAGAUUCUGUGGAAUGGAAGAUGAAACGCCUGUACACAUCUUAUGCUAUUGCGAAGCAGUAAUGUGCAGAAGGCGUGUACUUCUAGACUCAUAUGUGCUUGAGCCACAUGAGAUCUGGAAAAUUAAGCCGGAAAAGAUUCUAUAG
Messenger RNA from Phlebotomus papatasi, 1032 nucleotides. RefSeq lists its product as uncharacterized. Bases 1 to 1032 code for a protein of 343 amino acids. Gene Ontology annotation, molecular function: nucleic acid binding; RNA-DNA hybrid ribonuclease activity. The record is from RefSeq and is a predicted model, not a curated record. The transcript is spliced from 2 exons. NCBI's taxonomy places the organism in Eukaryota, Metazoa, Arthropoda, Insecta, Diptera, Psychodidae.